Penicillium brasilianum is the source of this 225-nucleotide messenger RNA. Lineage: Eukaryota; Fungi; Ascomycota; Eurotiomycetes; Eurotiales; Aspergillaceae. The record is from the annotation of a GenBank genome assembly.
AUGUCUUUGUGGAGCACCUACCGAUCCCUCACACCCAAAACGCGGGCUUUGUUCGGCGUCGGCGUGAUGGCCUGGGCAACGAUUGGACUUUGGACGACGCCGCAGGUGGAAAGCGCCCUCGGUAUGCAGGCAUCCAAGGAUGAGCAGGAGGCGCUGGACCGACAGCUCGCCGUGCGGAUUUCGAGAGUUGGUGGGGAGGAAAAGAGUGAUGAUCGGGCGCACUGA